AUGGAUAACCUUUUCGACAUCAAUGUCAACCUAAUUGUUAUUGUCGCAUCGAUUAGUACGGUUGCAGUUACGAUUGCAAGUUAUGCAGCGUUAAGAUUAAUAUUGGAGAAGCCGCCUGCACGAUUUCAUGUUCAAGUGCCACCUGAAGCAAAACCAGACUGGAAAGCAACUACAACCAUCUCUAAUCCCUCAAUCAGGGACCCCAAUGAUCCCACAGUCAUAAUUUGUUACGAUCCGGCAACAGGAAAAUACUUGUCCACCGUUAAAGCUCACACUGCGGUCGAUGUUACCGAAGCGAUUUCACGAGCGCGAAUUGCACAGAAAUCGUGGGAAAAGACGUCGUUUGCUGAGCGGAAAAGAGUAUUAAACAGUCUAUUGAACUAUAUUAUCGAGUAUCAGGAAGAAAUAUGUUGGGUAACUUGUAGAGACAGUGGCAAGACCAUGGUCGAUGCAAUGCUUGGUGAAAUUUUGUCAACAUGCGAGCGUAUUCGAUGGACCAUCAAGAAUGGUGAAAAGGCUCUUGCAACCGAAUUCUUUGAUCCUGGGCCACUGCUUCCGUACAAGAUUGCUAAAAUCGAAUAUCAACCUCUCGGCGUCGUUGCAGCUUUGGUCUCUUGGAAUUAUCCAUUCCACAAUUUGUUUGGCCAAAUAAUCAGUGCGCUCUUUGCUGGUAAUGGGAUAUUAGUGAAGGCAUCUGAACAAGUUGCAUGGUCUGUAGACUACUUUAGUAGAAUUAUGAAAACUUGUCUGAAUGCAUGUGGUCAUGAUCCGGAGAUUGUCCAAUUUCUUUGUGGAUAUGCAGACUGUGGCGAAGCAAUUGUUCGCAGCGGUGUUGAUGGCAUCACGUUUGUCGGUUCUCCUCAGGUGGGGAAACAAGUAAUGAAAACAGCCUCUGAUUCGCUCACGCCAUGUAUUCUUGAACUUGGCGGAAAGGAUGCGGCCAUAUUAAGAGAGGAUGCAAACUUGGAUCAAGCCAUUCCUAUUAUAAUGCGUGGUACCUUUCAAAAUACAGGACAGAACUGUGUUGGAAUAGAACGAGUGUUAGUGCACGAGAAAUUAUAUGACGAGUUUGUGAGGAGAGUUAAAGAAAAGAUUACUGGUGAUAAGUUACGAGUCGGAUGUUCGCUUGAAGAGGGUGAGGGAAAGGUUGAUGUUGGAGCCCUCACCAUGAGUGGACAGGCUUCCCGAUUAGAAAAUUUAAUCAACGACUCGGUCUCUCAGGGUGCAAAACUUGUUAUCGGGGGCAAAUCAUACACACAUCCGAUUUACCCUUCAGGUCAAUACUUUACUCCAACUCUCCUCGUUGAUGUGACUCCAUCGAUGCCAAUUUCUCAGCAUGAAGUUUUUGCUCCGAUAAUGACGGUUAUGAAGUUUCAAACUGACGAGGAAGCUAUCGAGAUGUGCAAUGGCUGUCCAUACGGACUUGGUAAUUCCGUAUUUACUCGAGAUCAGGCAAAGGGAAACCAGAUGGCCAAGAGAUUGAAAAGUGGAAUGGUGAAUGUAAAUGAUUUUGCGGUCGCGUAUAUAUGUAAUCUACCAUUUGGUGGAGUUGGUAUUUCUGGAUUUGGAAGAUUUGGUGGGAGAGAGGGACUUCGUGCCAUGUGUCUCGCUAAAUCGGUCACUCUGGAUCGAUUCCCGUUGAUAGUCAAGACCACCAUACCAACCGUCGUUGACUACCCAAUGCAUGCAAGGGGAACGACAUUUGUUGAGAAUUUAGUGAGAGUUAUUUAUAAAAACGACAUUCUCGAGCGUAUAAAGGGUGGGUUGGCAUUGGCCAGAGAGUUCAUGGGUCGUUAA
Messenger RNA from Paraglomus brasilianum, 1797 nucleotides. Lineage: Eukaryota; Fungi; Glomeromycota; Glomeromycetes; Paraglomerales; Paraglomeraceae. The record is from the annotation of a GenBank genome assembly.